CUGCACGUCCCAGCGCCUUUAUCGCCCUCCUUCCGGAGGCUAAGCGGAUCGCUCCCGGUUCUCCUGCCGCUGUGAAUCGGCUCGGACGAUGGCUGGCACCUUUGAUGGCAACAACACGGCGGAGCGCGUCGGAUACAUCACCCGCGUGCAGAGUUUCAGCGCCUGCCACCGACUCCACAGUUCACGCUUGAGUGCUGAGGACAAUAAAAGAAUCUUUGGAAAAUGUAACAAUCCCAACGGCCAUGGACACAACUACAAAGUGGAGGUGACAGUGAGAGGAAAAAUUGACCCUGUCACUGGCAUGGUGAUGAACCUGACCGACCUGAAGAGGUGCAUUGAAGAUGUCGUCAUGACUCCACUGGACCAUAAAAAUCUUGAUAUGGACGUCCCAUACUUUGCUGAUGUUGUCAGCACAACGGAGAACGUGGCUGUUUACAUAUGGGACAACAUGGCGAAGGUCCUUCCGCCCAAUCUGCUCUACGAGAUAAAGAUUUACGAGACGGACAAGAACGUUGUCAUUUACCGAGGAGAGUAAUGCUCUCCUCUCGAGGUCACUGAGCGCAGGAUGUUGAUGUACUGUGAUGUAUUAAUCGAUGUCCCUAUGCUUGUGCCAUUAAUUACUGCUGGGUCAAGUUCACUUUUUGCCUCCAUAGCUAUAGUCCAAGCUAAGACCGACAUAGAAUUUUGAAGGCACAUAGUAGAGUCUCUGGGCUGAUACUUGAAAACUUGAAACAGCAUACUACUACUACUACUACUACUGCUAAUAAUAAUAAUAACAUAAUCAUUCACAUUCAGGUAAUGAGCUUCCAAAAGGCAGUCAGUGUACUAUUGAUUAAUGCUACAAAGAAUAAGUAAUCAGCCAUGUUGGAUCAUAUCCACCGUAUUCGAGCUGGAUUACACUGGCAGGCCAGUAUUCAUUUUGUAAUGAAGAUCUGAUACAGCAUGUGUAUCAGCAAACCAAUUCACAGGAAAGCCAGUGAAUCCAGCUAGCACAUCUCCUGUACAAGGUGACACAACAUGUUGACCUCAAUUUGGGAUUUGGAGUAAAAACUGCCUAGUAGACUGUCCACGUCCAGCGUUCAUCUGAAAUCCUGCAUUCCUGUCGCAUCAUGGUGACUAGUCAACACGUGAACUGAGGCACCCAGUACAGCAACUCUAACUGUACAGCUUAUUUUCUACAUUAUACAUGCUUAUUAUUAUAAAUGAUUAUAGCUAAAUAUCACCCAUCCAAUCACCUCAACUCUGAUAAAUGAAGUGUAUCAGAUUUGUAGACAAAAUAAUGGAAAUGCAGCCAAUAAGGAGCAGGAUCACUCUGCCCUCAGAUCAGCCUCAGCUCUUUGAAUUGCUGUCAUCAAAUCCUGAUCUGCGCAGUUUUUAUUGACACUGAGUCACAGGGGUGUUGUGGUGUUUAGUAAGUAUUUUAUGUGUCUGUCUAUCCUCUUCCACUUGCCACUACUGCUCCUCUUUACUAAAGCAGGUCGAUACAUCCUGUUAUUUAACAUUCAGGUUAAUAUGAGUGGCCUACAUUACACUCAGACUACAUUUCAUAUUUGUAAUGUGCAAUACGAUCCACCUGUACCACUGAAAGCUGGCCAAAGGGUGACAUCUAGAGGCUGUACUCUCAUUUGUUAUCAACUUUUUGCACUACACAUGAUGAUGUUGGGUCGGUGCCAACAAUGCCGACUAAGCUCUUACUCUGGAAAGGACCAAAUAAUUUCCUGAAAUAAAAGCAAAAGAUGAUUUUGCAGUGUG
This is a messenger RNA of Myripristis murdjan (pinecone soldierfish), 1752 nucleotides long. RefSeq names its product 6-pyruvoyltetrahydropterin synthase (gene pts). Gene Ontology annotation, molecular function: 6-pyruvoyltetrahydropterin synthase activity. NCBI's taxonomy places the organism in Eukaryota, Metazoa, Chordata, Actinopteri, Holocentriformes, Holocentridae. Bases 89 to 535 code for a protein of 148 amino acids. The record is from RefSeq and is a predicted model, not a curated record. Gene Ontology annotation, biological process: tetrahydrobiopterin biosynthetic process. The transcript has 6 exons. Gene Ontology annotation, cellular component: mitochondrion.